Molecule: messenger RNA, 1372 nt
Organism: Quercus lobata
Lineage: Eukaryota; Viridiplantae; Streptophyta; Magnoliopsida; Fagales; Fagaceae
Product: Hus1-like protein
Exons: 3
Coding region: 262-1221 (319 amino acids)
Biological process (GO): mitotic DNA replication checkpoint signaling; double-strand break repair via homologous recombination; telomere maintenance
Cellular component (GO): site of double-strand break; checkpoint clamp complex; nucleolus
Source: RefSeq, a predicted model, not a curated record
AAGUCCGGAUCAUACAGUACUUUAACCCGAAAAUUUUCAUUGCCUACUUUGCCUUCAAAACAUUCUCAAAAUUCCUAGUUGUACCACUAUACAUUGGAAUUCAAUUUGGCGCGGAUUCCAUUUGUCCCAAAAUUUCCAUUUCCGCUCCCAAAGUCUCAGUAACACAUGGAUUUGGAAAGAGAAGGCGGGAUAAAUGGUGGGUUUUGAAGCCAUGAUCUCAACCUCCCUCAUAAGUGAGAGCAGAAGCAAAAAGACAGAGAUAUGAAGUUCAAGGCGUUCCUCACAGAAAAUGGUGUGAAUCUUUUAGAAAAGAGGUUCCUACCAGCCCUAGACAAGAUGGGGAAGAUCUGUCACCUGUACCUCACCAGAGACCACACAAUGUUUCUACACAACCUCCUCAAUGGCGACGGAAUUCAAUCUGUUGCCCAGUUUCGUAAAGAAGCUCUUUUUGAUGACUACCGCAUCUCUAGCCAGAAUGAGGACCGCAUUGCCUUUGCCAUUGACAUUUCACUUCUCCAAAGGGCUGUUCGUAGCAGUGUCAGCAUUUGUACAGAAUUUGGAAGUGGGCCCACUCAGAAUCGUCUCCAGAUUAAAUUGGUGAAGAAACUACCUCCAAAUUGUACUCAACCAAUGCCUUUCCUUACCUUUGAAACCAAGGGCUAUAAAUCUGCGGUCAUUCAAGAUGUACCAAUCUCUAAACCUUUUUCUAGAGCUCAAGUUAUUGAGCUUCAAACUGCUCUUGAUAUGGCUCAAGAUCUGCCUCAGACUCUGGUUCAGGUUCCAGAUUUGAAUCAGCUGCAGAACUUUGUGGAUAGGCUGAAGCAUGUUGGUGAUUUGCUCAAUGUUUCUAUUAGCAAAUAUGGGGAUCUACUUGUACAGAUUUCGACAACAUUAAUCACAGUUGGUGCUGAGUUUCAGAAAUUGUUGGUCAUAGGAGAGCAAGCAGAUGCACCAGCUGAAGAUAGAAAUCUGAGUGCUCAGACCCGUUCAGCAAGGGCAAUUUUGAGGGGAGAUGCUCAAUCUGUGCAAGUGAGUGUCAAGCACUUUGCAAAGAGCCUUCAGUGUCACUUGGCCAAGCCAGACUGUGCUUUCUAUGGUAUUGCUCCACAGGGUGCUUGCUUGACAGUGAUAUUUCAGUUCUUCAUUCCUGGUUCUCGUCAGACUGAUAAAUCAAUUAGUCUGCAUUGCAGGCUUCCUGUUCUUGACCCAGGGUCAAGUUGAAGGCCAAUGAGUUUGCCAUCAGUGGUUGGCUUUGGAGUAUAAUGGCCUGUAUGAAAUGUAUUGACUGACUGUGAUUCACAGUUACUGGGCUCCGUAUGCAUUUGUUGUACUCUGGUGUCAACAUUUUGUAUUUGCAGUUGCUUUUUCUUAA